AUCGAAAGUGUUUCCGGUUACAGUCGUAAUGUUUCGCCACACGCGCUAGGAUGGUUUGUUGGUAAACUCGCGAGAAUAUUGUGAAAGUGAAAAAGUGCCUCAGAUUAAUGCCUUAAAACUGUGCUAAACUGUUGUGUGUAGGUGGGAAAAUUGAGUGUUUGGUUUCAUCGGGUUUUUCAUUUGAUUCAAGUUCGGAAACAUGUCCGACCGUCAAUCGCAGGGACGCGCCCGAGCUCGCGGUUAUACUGCCGUAAACUUGUCCCAUGAAGCUCGGGAAGGUCGUGGUCAGGCUCCCGUACGGGGAAGCGGCGUCGGUGUCUCAGGGCCUCGUCCAACCUUCCAGCACCCGGGCGCCGAAGGGCGUGCCAUGACCCAUCGGGAUGCCUCGGCCGGUCGUGGGGCGUCUAGUUCGACCAGUGGAAACGGGAAUGGCAAUGGUAAUGGGGCAGCCGCUGCGGGACCAAGCCGAGGAGCGAUGCGUGGCCGUCGGGGCGUAGCGGAUACGCUCCGCACCCGGGCCCUGGAUGCUCCGUCGAAGCAAGGAACCACCGGACAACCGCUGCAGCUCCAUGCCAACUACUUUAAGCUGCGAAAACACAUCGAGUGGACGCUGUAUCAGUACCGGGUGGAUUUUGCUCCAACGUGCGACAGUAUCCGGCUGAUGCAGGGGCUGAUCAGUCAGCACAAGAAGACCUUCGGCGGAUAUUUGUUUGACGGAACUCAGCUGUUCAUGGUGAACAAACUGCGGAGCGAGCAGUUAUCUUUGGAAUGUCGUCACGAGCGGACGGGAGAAGUGUACCAAAUCAAAAUCGUCCACACGGGGACCGUUGACAUGACUAACGAAACCGGAAUCCAGGUUCUGAAUUUGAUCCUACGUCGUGCCAUGGGUGGAUUGAACCUGCAGCUGGUUGGACGAAAUUUGUUCGAUGCGGCGGCCAAGAUCACCAUCCGUGACUAUCAUAUUGAACUGUGGCCGGGAUACGUCACCAGUAUCCGCCAGCACGAGCAGGACAUCCUCGUGUGCUGCGAGAUCGCUCACAAAACCAUGCGGAUGCAAACGUGCUAUGACAUCCUGCGGGAUUGCCAGCGGCACGACCGAAGCUACAAGGACGCCUUCACACGGUCCGUUUUGGGCGUGGUCGUACUGACCGGAUACAACAACAAAACCUACACCAUCCACGACGUGUCGUUCGAUACGACUCCGUCCAGCACGUUCGAAACGAAAAACGGGAAAAUCUCGUUCAUCGAUUACUACCAGCAGAAGUACAACAUCCGGAUCCGGGAUCCGAACCAGCCGAUGUUGCUUUCGCGCGCCAAGAAGCGCGAUCUGCGAGCCGGUGGCAACGAGCUGAUGGCCCUGGUGCCGGAACUGUGUCAGAUGACGGGCCUCACGGAACAGAUGCGAAGUGAUUUCCGAAUGAUGCGUGCCAUGUCCGAGUAUACCCGCCUCAACCCGGACCGACGCAUCGAACGACUGGAAACGUUCAACCGUCGCCUUCAGACCACCCCGGCGAGCAUUGAAGUGUUCCAGGUGUGGCAGAUGGAGUUGGACAAGCGUCUGGUCGAACUCCCCGGUCGAUUGCUGCCCCAGGAAACGAUCUACUUCUCGACCACGGCGCCGGGAGUUCCGGCUGGUGACAACGCCGAUUGGACCCAGCACUUCCGGAACAAUCCGAUGUUUUCCACCAUUCGACUUGACCAUUGGUACGUGGUCGUGCCGAAUCGAGCCCAGCGGGAGGCUAACGAUUUCCUUGGCUGCUUGAUGCAGGCCGCCCGUGGAAUGCGGUUCGAAAUCCGGCAGUGCGAAUUCGUAACCAUCCCGGAUGAUAAUCCCGGCACCUACGUGCGGAUGUUGGACAACCUGGUGAACAAGGAUCCUCAGCUGAUCAUGUGUGUGGUGACGAAUCAGAAGGCCGAUCGGUACACGGCCAUCAAGAAGAAGUGCUGUGUGGAUCGCGCCGUUCCGACGCAGGUCAUUUGCCAGAAAACCAUCACUCCGAAGGGCGGCAACGUUCGGACACUGAUGUCCGUGGCGACCAAAGUCGUCAUCCAGAUGAACUGCAAGCUGGGUGGAGUACCAUGGAAGGUAAAGAUCCCCCUCAACGGAUUGAUGACGGUCGGUUUUGACGUUUGCCACGACACGAACGACAAGUCCAAAUCCUACGGAGCCAUGGUGGCCACGUUUGACCACGAUAACCGAGGCACCCCGAAGUACUUCUCUACCGUGAGCCAACACGGACAUGGCGAGGAAAUCUGCAACUACCUGCCGCUGAACACGGUCAAGGCCCUCAACGAGUACCGCAAAGAGUACAACGAACUGCCGAAACGUAUCUUCUUCUACCGGGACGGUGUCGGCGAGGGUCAGCUGCACUACGUGUACGAACACGAGGUCAAGGCCAUCGUUGACAAACUGAACGAGAUCUACAAAUCCGCCGGAGCCGAGCAGGACGCCAUGUUCACCUUCUUCAUCGUGAACAAGCGCAUCAACACGAGAUUCUUCGACCGGAAGCACAAUCCGCGGCCGGGAACCGUGGUCGACGAUGUGGUGACCCUUCCGGAACGAACCGAUUUCUACAUCGUUUCGCAGUCGGUCAGACAGGGAACGGUGUCCCCCACCGCGUACAACGUCAUCCACGACACGUCCGGCCUGAAGGUCGACCACCUGCAGAUGUUGUCCUACAAGCAGUGCCAUCUGUACUACAACUGGUCCGGAACGACGCGGGUACCGGCGGUGUGCCAGUACGCCCACAAGCUGUCCUUCCUGGUCGGGCAGUUCAUCCACCAGGCACCGAGCAAUCUGCUCGAGAAGAAGCUUUACUUCCUGUAGUGCUAGGGAGUAUCGCUUCUCAUUCUGUUAAAACCGUUCCCUCCGGCGGGGGGAAACGAUAUUUAUUAUUUUGUUAUUUGACUGGCGUGUAGCCUGGGUGAAGCAAAUUCACCGAUUGUUUAUGUUUACACUUUUCGGACGACUUUAUGAUAUUGUCCUAUGUUCAUUUCAUGUUUUACAUUUUUAUGUAUUUGACUUAUGAUUCCGUUUCUACAGCGCUGGAUUAUAAACAUUGAAAUGACAACUUUUAUGCUUCACGAUGCAAUUUUGUUAUUUAGAGUUAAUAAAAGUUAUCUUCGUUGAUAAUUUA
Molecule: messenger RNA, 3137 nt
Organism: Aedes albopictus (Asian tiger mosquito)
Lineage: Eukaryota; Metazoa; Arthropoda; Insecta; Diptera; Culicidae
Product: protein aubergine
Exons: 6
Coding region: 200-2827 (875 amino acids)
Biological process (GO): regulatory ncRNA-mediated gene silencing
Cellular component (GO): P granule
Molecular function (GO): piRNA binding; protein binding; RNA endonuclease activity
Source: RefSeq, a predicted model, not a curated record